Papilio polytes (common Mormon) is the source of this 2220-nucleotide messenger RNA. RefSeq names its product serine-rich adhesin for platelets-like. Bases 1 to 2220 code for a protein of 739 amino acids. The record is from RefSeq and is a predicted model, not a curated record. The transcript is spliced from 3 exons. NCBI's taxonomy places the organism in Eukaryota, Metazoa, Arthropoda, Insecta, Lepidoptera, Papilionidae.
AUGAUAAGCUUUAAGUGUGUAGUUUUGAUUUUGGUGUACAGUUCGGUUGUGUUGUGUGAUGAAUGUGUAUCGUACGAUUUUGAAGAUGAUUUUGACGAUCUUUUUACAAGUGGUGUAGGUGUGUGUAUAGGUAUGGUGACAUGGAACAUCGCUGCUUAUAGAUCUCUACCACUAGAAAGUCCACAUCCGAGUAGUACACAAUUCAUAUCUCCAUCGGAACAACUGAGUUGCGUUUCAUCGUAUAGAUUUACUAUGACAUCUGGAGGGACAGUUGAAGCAAAUAUCUACAUGGAUUCAUUGUCAACGAGGGAUCAAGUGUCUUUUGUUGUCAACGAAAUAGUGCCGGGUGGAAACGAUGCUGCUGUAGGCACUAUAGUGUUAUCAUCGUUGGAUCCUAACUUUGUUAACGGUUGGCAUACCUUAAGGGUCACAUUAACUGGACGAGGAACAUACAACGCUUUCAUAACAUUUUUAGGAUUAUCAGGACCUCUGUCUACAGUUCUUAUUGAUUCGUUCCGAUACAUACCACCACUAGUUGACCCAGAAGAUUGUUUUAUAUACGAAAAUGUUACAACCACCGAAGUACCGGAAACUACAGUAACUUCAGAAAAUACUGAAUCAACUACAGAAGAAAUCUCAAGCACAACGUUGACAGAAGUAACAAAUACUGAGCAAAGUACAACGACAAUAUCGAAUACAGACUCAACACCAACACCAUCAAUAGAGGAUACUGAUGGAACAACUACUAUAACACUUGAGGAGACUACCGCAGAAAGCACAAUAAGCUCCGAUCCAACAGAUUUAACUGUAUCUCAAUCGGUAUUUGAUACCGAUUCAACAACUGAAACUUCGUUUUUCUCUGACAGUACGACAAGGGAAAUGGUGACUGACGUAGAAAGUACAACACCCGAGUUGUCAACAACAGAAAACACAAUUCCACCUGAACUAACAACGCAAUCUGUAUUGGAUACUGAGUCAACAACUGAAACUUCUACUUUCACUGAUAGUACGACUAGCAAAAUGGUGACUGACGUAGAAAGUACAACACCCGAGUUGUCAACAACAGAAAACACAAUUCUACCUGAACUAACAACGCAAUCUGUAUUGGAUACCGACACGACGACUGAAACUUCUUCUUUCACUGAUAAUACCGAUUCGACGACUGAAACUUCUUCUUUCACUGAUAGUACGACUAGCGAAAUGGUAACUGACGUAGAAAGUACAACACUCGAGAUGUCAACAACAGAAAUGAUAAUUCCGCCUGAACUAACAACGCAAUCUGUAUUGGAUACCGACUCAACAACUGAAACUCCAAUUUUCUCUGACAGUACGACUACCGAAAUGGUAACUAACGUAGACAUUACAACACCCGAUGGAUCUACAAUAGAAAGCACAAAUCCUACUGAGCUAACCACAUCCCAGUUGGUAUUAGAUACCGACUCAACAACUGAAACUUCAAUUUUCUCUGACAGUACAACUGAUGUUGUAACAACAACAAGUGUUUUAGAUACAGACAGUACAACUAUUACUGACGCUUCCAGUACUUUCACUACAGAUUCAACAUCUACUCAAGUAACUGAUGAAAAUACAUCAGAAAUAUGGAGCACUAGUGAUGCAACCACUAAUGAUGUAAAUACACCUUCAACAACUGAAAAUCCUUACUUCACCGAAACCACCGACGACUCCAGUACAAGAUUUACAGAAUCUGUAACGAUUACGCCAACAUUUACCGAAUCAGAACUUAGUAGCAUUUCGACUACUGAAAAUAACUGGACAAGUGACGAAACAAUGACUCCAACCGUAUUCGAAAUAACAUCAACACAAACAGAGUCAUCGACAACCACAGAUGAGUUAACAUCAACCGACAGUGCUACGACUUCGUUUGACGAUACGUCUACAAAUGAUAAAACAACAGACUAUGACAAAAAUACUUACAGCACAAUAACAGUAACUGAAAAUACAACUGAACCAGACACUGAAAAUCUUGAAAAUACUAACAGCUUCUGGACUCCUCUAACAAUAGUGUUAAUAACUCUUCUAAUAAUCUUGUUGUUAGUUUUAUUCUGCGCUUGUUUCUAUAUCAUUGGCUUGAGGAGACAGCGAAGAAAAUUCUCUACAGACUUCGAAUCUUUUGCCGAUUAUGAGGAUCUCCCGCGACCAAUUGUUUUGCCUCGAGCGAGAAGUCCUCAUGGAGAUUACAGUACUAGAAGUACGCCGUAG